AUGGGGAAUCAUUUCAACUGGUUAUUAGGCAAUGGAAGAACUGAAAGCAAUGGAAGAACUGAAAGCAAUGGAAGAACUGAAAGCAAGGAAUCAAAGUUAUUACCUGGUGAGGUUGUGAAUGACUACAAAGUAUUAGAAAAACUGGGCAGCGGUGCAUAUGGUGUUGUAUAUAAGGUUGUGAAAGAAGAAGAGAUAUUUGCCUUAAAGAGAAUUGACAUGUCACUCCAAGGAAUUCCUUCUGUUACGAAUGAGAUCGAAUCUCUCAAAAUCAGUGCACAUAGGAAUGUUGUGGGGUACAUCAAUAACUUCUAUGAUGGCAUUGCUCAUAACAUCGUCUUGGAAUACUGUGAAUAUGGUUCUAUAGACAAUUUCUUAAAAAAAAAUCGCCCGGAUAAAAAUAAGCGUAUGGGAUUCAUCAAAGACAUAGCGAAUGGCGUAGCAUAUCUUCAUGGUCUCAAGAUUGUACAUCGAGAUCUGAAGCCAGCCAACAUUUUAAUCGACAGCCAAUGUGUUGCCAAGAUUGCUGAUUUUGGAAUUGCUAAGGUUUUUAAUUCAGAGGCUACUGUGGAGAAAUUGUACAUGAAUUCAUUGAAUGGCACAUAUGAAUACAUGGCUCCAGAGGUACUAAAAUUAUCUAAUAUGGGUGCUAAGCCUAUGCCUGAAGGCCAAUAUAAUUCACAGGCGGACAUUUUCAGCAUGGGCCUGCUAUUUUGCAGUAUUUCAGACGAAAACUUAAAAAAACAAGUUGAGACAAAAAUGAUUGGAAUUCAAAUGAACAAACAACCAGGGUACAAGUUUGAGUUACCAUCAACUAUUAAAGACUUCAUGAGAAAGCUUAUCAAUAAAAUGCUUGAGAAGGAUUACCAUGAAAGACCAACAGCAAAACAAAUCAGAGAAAAUUUAAGAUACCGAACUGGAAGAAAGAAUCUAAUACUAUCACCUGGGAAUGUUUUGAAGGACUACGAAGUAGUGGAAAAUCUGAGCAGUGGUGUAUUUGGUGAUGUAUAUGAAGUAACUAAAAACAAAAAGACAUUUGCCUUAAAGAGAAUUGAUAAGUCAGCCCACAGAAUUCCUUUUUUCAAGAAUGAGAUCAAUUCUCUCAAAAUCAGCGAACACCCUUAUGUUGUGAUAUACACUGAUGACUUCUCUGAUGACAUUGCUCAUAACAUUGUCAUGGAAUACUGUGAACAUGGCUCUAUAGACAAUUUCAUUGAACUAUACCACCCAAAUGAAUAUAGGCGUAUGAGAUUCAUUCAGGACAUAGCGAAUGGCUUAGCAUAUCUUCAUGAUUGCAGGAUCUUACAUCGAGAUUUGAAGCCAGACAACAUUUUGGUUGACAGCCAAACUGUUGCCAAGAUUGCUGAUUUUGGAUUGGCUAGAAUUUUUAAUUCAAAGGCUACUGUGGAGAAAUUAUACAUUGAUACACAGGCUAGCACAGUCACCUACACAGCUCCAGAGGUACUAAAAUUAUUUACUAUGGGUGCUAAGCCUAUGCCUGAAGGCCAAUACUAUUUCCAAACGGACACUUUCAGUAUGGGACUGAUAUUUUGCAGUAUUUUAGAUGACAACUUAAAAGAACAAGUUGAGAGAGAAAUGAUCGGCAUUCAGAUGAACACACAACCAGGGUACAAGUUCAAGUUACCAUCGACGAUUAAAAACUUCAUGAGGAAGCUUAUCAAUAGAAUGCUUGAGAAGGAUUACAACGACAGACCAACAGCACAAAAAGUCAAGGAAAAGUUAAAGUAG
Anneissia japonica is the source of this 1746-nucleotide messenger RNA. RefSeq names its product serine/threonine-protein kinase HSL1-like. Gene Ontology annotation, biological process: protein phosphorylation. The transcript has 2 exons. Gene Ontology annotation, cellular component: cytoplasm. Lineage: Eukaryota; Metazoa; Echinodermata; Crinoidea; Comatulida; Comatulidae. The coding region runs from base 1 to 1746 and encodes 581 amino acids. The record is from RefSeq and is a predicted model, not a curated record. Gene Ontology annotation, molecular function: ATP binding; protein serine/threonine kinase activity.